AUGGACGAGUUUGUGAAAUGGUGCGAAGGACGAGGUUAUAGUUUCGAUGGGCUUGAAAUUACAUCUCCUCCGGGGAAUUGUGGAAAUGGAAUCUACACGACACGGUCAUUUCGUGCUGAAGAUGUUCUAAUUGCAAUUCCUGAAUAUGACAUGAUUACUGCUGGUCUUGUUGUUGAUCUUCCUUUCUAUAGGAAACUAUUGACCCCAUUCGAGGAGAAGUUGAAGCCAAUGGAGAUUCUUACAACAUUCUUCUGUUUUGAAGAUGAAGAAUCCUCAGCAUGGUCGCCUUAUUUGAAAGUUUUGCCAAAGAGUUUCGAUACUCCGGCGUUUAAAGGAAUCGACUUCGAUGUUCAUCAACUCCCGUUAUCCAUUCGCCAAUAUUGGGUGGAUCAAAAGAAGGAAAUUAAAGAAAUCAGUGAAAAAUUGAUGAGAUUAUUUCCGGAAUUGACAUAUAAUAAAAUACUCUGGGCAUGGCAUGUGGUAAACACGAGAUGCAUUUUCGUUGAAAAUGAGGAACAUGAUAAUGUCGACAAUUCGGAUGGAGAUACGAUAGCUGUAAUACCAUAUGUAGAUAUGCUCAAUCAUGAUCCAACAGAAUUUCAAGGAGUAGCGCUUCACGAAAAAGUAAACGGACGGUACGUAGUUCGAGCAAAAAAAUCGAUUCCUGCGGGACAUCAAGUAUUUGUUUGCUACGGACCACACGACAAUUCGCGUUUGUUAGUUGAAUAUGGAUUCACUCUUCCGGAAAAUCCGAACGGGAAGGUUCUGAUUCCCCUAGAAGUCCUUGUUACUCUUGCAAAAAUUGCCGGAAUCAACAUUACGAGAGAACAUGAAAUGGUCCUUGAAGAAGUUGGCUUACCAAGUCACCUUUAUGCAACCGAUGAAGGUCCUAGUUGGUCUCUGCGAACAAACAUUCGAAUUAUGUUGUUUGAACACGAACAGAUGAUGAAUGGACGCUGGAAGAAAAUCAUUUAUUCGCACGAACCCAUUGAAGAGGAUAUCGAUAAAGUUAUUAGAGAGAAGUUGGAAAUAAUGUUGAAAGAAUUGAGAAAUGGAAUUUCAGAAAAAGCUAAAAAAAUGAGCAAGGAUAUUAUGUGGAUGUGGGACGAGCAGAUUAGAAUAUGUGAUACUGCAAUCGCCUCGUUUUCCAAAGAAGAAUAG
Messenger RNA from Caenorhabditis bovis, 1161 nucleotides. Lineage: Eukaryota; Metazoa; Nematoda; Chromadorea; Rhabditida; Rhabditidae. The record is from the annotation of a GenBank genome assembly.